This is a messenger RNA of Chionomys nivalis (European snow vole), 3682 nucleotides long. RefSeq names its product CD48 molecule (gene Cd48). Bases 72 to 794 code for a protein of 240 amino acids. The record is from RefSeq and is a predicted model, not a curated record. The transcript has 4 exons. Lineage: Eukaryota; Metazoa; Chordata; Mammalia; Rodentia; Cricetidae.
UCUGCUGGGGUUUGUUCUCUGCCUGCUUUCACAGUUGUUGCCGGUGUUCCUGAGAAGCUUUGCAAAGUAGCAUGUGCUACUUCAGAAAACAAGAAUGGUGUCUGGUCCUGGAACUGCUACUCCUGCCUGUGAUAUCGGGACUUCAAGAUCGUUCAGAACUAGAGAUAAAUGCUAAAACCGGCAGCAACAUAACCCUGCAAUUCUUCAAGGAACCACUUGGAACCUACACACACAUCACCUGGCUUUAUACUACCAAACAGAAGAUUUUAGAAUGUGAAUAUAAGGGUUCAAAGAUAACCUAUUCUGGUUAUCGGGGCAGGGUCAACCUUGACAAUAUAACUGGUGCACUUCAAAUCUACAAUAUCCGGAAAGAAGACACAGGUGACUACUACAUGAGAGUGUUGAAAGAAACUGAGGAAGAAUACAAGAAAAUCUUGAAUGUAUUUGAUCCUGUGUCCCAGCCUACCAUAAAAAUUGAGAAGACUGAAAAUUUGCCUGACUCUUGUCACCUGAUACUAUCCUGCAAGGGAGAGCAACAGAAUGUUACAUACACUUGGUUUGAUGACUCGGGGCUUCUUCCCCAAAACAAGGAAAGAGAUGUGCUGGAAAGAAUCAUCACUGCACAGAACAAGUCUACAUUUUACACCUGCCAAGUCAGCAACCCUAUAAGCAGGAAAAAUGACACCGUGUACUUCACUCCGCCUUGUACUCUGGCCAGAUCCUCUGGAGUACGUUGGAUUGCAACUUUGCUGGUGGUCGUGGCACCCAUCAUUCAUACCUUCCUGUUGACCUGAGAUGAACUCUUCUCACUUGAGAAUGAAACUUCGAGGCCAUUGGAUCCUGUCUUUAUCAUCUGGAAGACAGCUUUGACUCUGUGGGACAGAAGAAAUUGUGUUGUUGAACAUUUGUGAUGGUUUGCAUUUUCUUACCAUCCUAGAGUUAAGUACAGGGCCUUCUACAUGCUCCAAAAAUGCUGAGCCACUGACCUAUGUGCCAAUCCCUUUACAAAUAUUUUAUAGUAACCUUUUAAAAGUAGUGGUUAAUAUCUAAUUUUAUAUACCCUGUUUGUUUUCCAACAUUCAUUAAAGAUAAAUGCGUUAUUUUCACCAAAAUACGUAACUACAUUAUGCUAAUGGUUUUUCUUUUUUAAAAUUGAUUCUUUUCUCAAACAAUAUAUCUUAAUUAGUUUCCUCUCCCUUUAAUUCUCCCAGUUUGUCACGACUUCUAAUAGGUAACAACAAAACAUAACAAAAUAAAAUAUAAUAAGCUAAAACGAAAACCAUCACAUCAAAGUUGGACAAGGCAAUUCAAAAAAAUGAAAAGUGCCCAAGAUCACACAUAAGAAUCAGAGAUCCACUCAUUCACACACCCAGAAGUCCCAUAAAAAUGUUAAACUAAAGCCAUAAUGUAUAUGCAAAGGACCUGAUACAGAGCUGUGUGGGCCCUGUACUUGCUGCUUCAGUCUCUCUAAGUUCAUAAUGACCUUGCUCAGUUAAUUUAGAGAGACUUGUUCUCCUGGUGUCCUCCAUCCUAUCUGGCUUUUAGUCUUUCCACCUCCACUUCCACAGGGUACCCUUAGCCCUGGGGGAGGGAUUUGAUGGAGACAUCUCAUUCAGAGCUAUAUAUUACUCUCUCUCUCUCUCUCUCUGUCUCCAUCCCUCCCUCCCUCCACCCCCCCUCCAUAAUGUCUGGCUGUGGGAUUAUGUAUUUGUUCCCAUCUACUGCAGCAGGAAGUCUCUCUGAUGGCUGAAUAAGGCACUGAUCUAUGAGUGUAGCAGAAUACCAAUAAGUAUUUUAUUGUUACUUUUUUCUUUUUGUUUAGAUCAGUAGUAUUUGGUUUUACCAUAGGUCACCCAAGCAGAGUCAGGUUCAUCUCAUGGAGUGAGCUUUAAGUCAAAUCAGACAUUGGUUGGCUAUUCCUGCAAUCUUUGUGCCUACCAUUGCCAUAGCAUAUUUUACAGGCAGGGCAGAUUGUAGGUCAAAGGUUUUGUAGCUGGGUUGGGGUUUACAUUUCUCUUUGGGUAACCUGCAGAGUGCCUUCUUCUACCAAAGACUCUAAAAUGAUGGGGGUGAAGUUUCAACAUAGGUACCUGUUUGACAACUCCAUGUUCAAUGUGUUGUGCGAGUGUUGUCUUCAGCACUAGAACCUUACUGGUUGGUUUGUGGGGAUCAACCUAAUUGCUUGGUAAAAGCCUGGGUUGUUUGGUUAUUUCCAUGUGACCUUUUUGGCCAACAACUCAAUUGGAUGUAAUCCAGUUCAAGUACUGGAAGCUUCAUUUGAAGACAAGAGAUGGCCAACUGGGAUUCUAUCUUGCUCAUAAUUUGGAGACUUCAUUAGGAUUAUAUCCAUAUAGCUUAAGAAGAUUCCAGUGCACCAGCUUUUUAUACCGCUCCUCAAAUACACCUUAAUUCCACCUGAUUCUCCCUACAUUCUUUCUCUCAAUCCUAUUUCCGCUACACCUCCCUGCAUGAUCCUCCUGUUCCUGUCCUCCAUCCCCCAGUCUACCCAUAAAAUUUAUUCUAUUUCUCCCUCCCAGGGAAAUCUAUGUGUGUCCUCCUCAAGUCCUUCCUCUAUACCUAACUUCUCCAAGUCUUUGGACUGUAGUUUGGUUCUCAUUUUUUUAAGGACUAAUAUCUACAUAUAAGUGAAUACAUGCCAUAUUUAUCUUUCUUGGUCUGGGUUACCUUACUCAGACUGAUUUUUUUCUAGUUCCAUCCAUUUGCCUGCAAAUUUAGUGAUAUCAUUAGACUUGUCAUUUUUAACAGAUGAGUAAUAUUCCAUCAUGUAAAUGUACCACAUUUUCUUUAUCCAUUCUUAAGUUGAGGGACAUUUAGUUUGCUUCCAAUUUUUGGAUAUUGUGAAUAGAAUAACAAUGAACAUGGUUUUGAGCAAGUGUCCUUGUGAUAGGAAGAAGUGAACUUUGGAUAUGACCAAGAAUGGUAUAGCUGGAUCUUGAGGCAGAUCGGUUCCUAUCUUCAUGAGGAACUGUCACAAUGAUUUCCAUAGUGGCUACACAGUUUGCACUUCCAACAGCAUUGGACAAGUGUUUCCCUUACUCCACAUUCUUGCCAGCAUGAGCUGACUUGUGUUAUUGAUUUUAGCCAUUCUGAUAGUUAUGAGAUGGAAUCUCAAAGUAGUUUUGAUUUGCAUUUCCCUGAUGACUAAGGGUGUUGAACAAUUAUUUAAGUGAUUCUCAGACAUUGGAGUUACCUAUAUUAAAAAAAUUUCUGUUUAGAUCUGCACCCUAUUUUUAAUUGAACUAUUUGUGGUUUUGGUGUCUAGUUUCUUGAGUUCUUUAUAUAUUUUGAGUAUUAGUCUGUUAUCAGAUUUGGAAUUGAUGAAAUUUUUUUCUCAUUCUGUAGGCUGCUACUUUUUCCAAAAGACAGUGUCCCUUGCCUUACAGAAGGUCUUCAGUUUCAUGAAAUCCCAUUUAUUAAUUGUUGAUCAUAGUGCCUGUGCUAUCAGCAUUCAGUUGAAACUCUUUUCUUGGCCAAUGAGUUCAAUUCUAUUUCCCACUUUAUCUUCUACCAUUCAGUAUAUCUAGUUUUAUGUUGAGGUCCUUGAUCAUUUUGGAGUUGAGUUUUGUGCAGGAUGAUAAGUCUGGGUCUCUUGUAUUCUUCUGCAUGCAAACAUCCAGUUUGAUCAGAACCAUUUAUUAAAGAAGUUGUGUUUUUUUUCCCA